Messenger RNA from Manis pentadactyla (Chinese pangolin), 1181 nucleotides. It is a transcript of the gene COX7A2L, whose product is annotated as cytochrome c oxidase subunit 7A-related protein, mitochondrial. NCBI's taxonomy places the organism in Eukaryota, Metazoa, Chordata, Mammalia, Pholidota, Manidae. Gene Ontology annotation, biological process: mitochondrial electron transport, cytochrome c to oxygen; regulation of oxidative phosphorylation; mitochondrial respirasome assembly. The transcript has 3 exons. Bases 93 to 437 code for a protein of 114 amino acids. The record is from RefSeq and is a predicted model, not a curated record.
GGCUGAGCUUUAGGGCGACAGCCGGGAAGGCAGGGUCCUUUCCUGGGGAGGUCGCGCAGGCUCUGCCUGCGGGAAGCCGGACUCGCGGCGUCAUGUAUUACAAGUUUAGUGGCUUCACGCAGAAGUUGGCUGGAGCAUGGGCUUCUGAUGCCUAUACCCCUCAGGGAUUAAAGCCUGUGGUUUCCACAGAAGCACCGCCCAUCAUAUUUGCCACACCAACUAAGCUGACAUCUGAUUCUACUGCAUAUGAUUAUGCUGGGAAAAACAAAGUUCCCGAGCUGCAGAAAUUUUUCCAGAAAUCUGAUGGUGUGCCCAUCCAUCUGAAAAGAGGCCUGCUGGACCAAAUGCUUUACCGGACCACCAUGGCGCUGACGGUGGGAGGGACCAUCUACUGCCUGAUUGCCCUCUACAUGGCUUCACAGCCCAGAAACAAAUGAGUUAGGCUGCAGAGGACUGGUUUGCUUUUGGGUAUAAACCCUUUGAAUUUUCAUUUUUCAUUGUUUCUGUAAAAAUUUUCUUUAUUACUUGAAUGGCCUACUUAAGAUUUUGCAAAGAAAAUUGAAAGAUAUUAAGACAAAUUUUGGUUUGUUUGUGAAAUGCAUGUGGCCUGUCAGAGCUCAUCCAACAGUUAAAACUAUUAUUUACAGAAAUGCUGCUGUUCUCUGAAUUUGAGCUCCUGAUUUCCCUUGAGCUUCUGGAUGAAGGUUGCACACAGGCUCAUUAAUGGCAGUCUGUGUCAAGGUCCUUGGGGAUUUAACAGUGGCAUUUUGAGCAUGGGGUGCAGAAGCCUUUCUGGAUUUGGAUGUGGCAGAGGAAGGAAGACAAGCCAAGGACAGGUGCAUGAAAUGAGGGGUUUGAGUUCCAAGUCACCUUGGGGAUUUUUCCAUCUUGCAGUAAAAUGUUAAUAGAAAUUAUUUGCAGCCUGCCUCUAUCCUUUGGGCAGUUUGUUUCAAGGGUUAUUUGUCUCAUGGCUCAUGUCAGAUCUUUAGAGGAAUUUUAUGUCUAAUUGUUACAUAUUUAUUCCACCAUGGGAACAGAGAACACCUGUUUAGUGUUGCAUUUUAAAUUGAUGUUUGUUUCAUUAAUGUAGCUUUGGUACAAAUUCUCCUUUACCUUUUAAAAAUGUCAUGGUUUUAAAUUAUGAUUUAUUUUGAUUGUGGAAUAAAUACAUGAAUGAAAAA